CUUCAGCAUCUACCCUGAGUGAGAGAGAGAUUAUAUAUAAUACAUAACACAUAUGGUACCUACGCGUAAAUACAGGCAUACAUAUAUGUCUGUAUGUACAUAUGUAUAGGUACAUAUGUGUGGAUUGCUUAUAAUCCAUAUGUUUAUAUAGAGCUUUGAGAAUUUACAAAUUAUACACAGAAUGAUUAAAUCCAUUCGACAACUUCGAUACAUCCCACAAACAAAAUAAUAAAGGGGAAAAAACCCAGAUCAAAGAGAGCACCCCAGUGGGAUUCCACUUACAUUUAUAACUCAGAACAGGCCAGGCUGAUGUCUGGUGUGAGAAGUCAGGAACUCUCAGGAUGGGCAGUGACUGGCUGGGAACACCGGGACUCUGGGGCUGGCCCUGUUCUGUUUCUUGGUCUGGGCGCUGGUUACAUGGUGUGUUUACUUUGUGGGAAUUCAUGGAGCUGAACACUUAGGAUUUAUGUACUUUGAAGUAUUACCUUUUAAUAAAAAGUUUAAAAAUAAGAUAUAGGGGCAGGUGCUGUGGCACAUACACCUAUAAUCCCAGCACUUUCAGAAGUCGAGGUGGGUAAAUCACUUGAGCUCAGAAGUUUGAGACCAGCCUGGCCAACAUAGUGAAACCCCCUUCUCUACUAGAAAAGAAAAAAAAAUACAAAAAUUAGUCAGGCAUGGUCACGCACUCCUGUAGUCCCCGCUAUUUAGGAGGCUGAGGUGGGAGGAUGGCUUGAUCCUGGGAGGUGGAGGCUGCAGUGAGCUAUGAUGGAGCCAUGACACUCCAGCCUGGGCAAUAGAUUAAGACCCUGUCUCAAAAAAAAAAAAUAUAUAUAUAUAUAUACACACACACACAUAUAGUACUCUAACAUAUAGGAAUAUGGGUGAGUGACCAAUGAGAUCAGUAUUUUAGAGGUGAGAUAGAAAAUUUAAGCCACCAGGCAAACUGCCCUGGGUCCCCUGACACCAGACCCCAUCCACGCCAGUAACACUGUUCUGCUUCUAUGAAAAUGGGACGUGUUGUGAGCAAGUUGUGUGCAUUCAUGUACACACACACAGAGUUAGAGACAAGACAGAUUAACAGGGAAAAAAAAACACCCUGGCUUGGGCUACCUCCUAGCCUUUGCCUAAACUAUUCCUUUCAUCUAAAACCUACUUAUGUCCCCCCUUGUCCUCCCCCAACAUAUUCAAAAUCUAGCCCCCUUGUGCUGGCCAAGUACAAAGGGCAUAUCUGCAGACUGGAAUAGUAUACAGCCAUGAAAAGCUGUCCCUAAGGUGUUGGCAGAAAAUGAAAUAAGACUCAAUGUGCCGUAUAUGAAGGCUUGCCAGGAUGUGGUGGCUCAUGAACAAAGCCACAGUGAGGAACAGCGUGUCCGCUCUGCCCCAUCUGUUUUUAAAAAUGCACGAAGAUGGAAUAUGUAUAUGUUUGCAUAGGAUUUUUUGGAACUUUCUGGAAGGAUACACAAGGUAACACAAAAAACCAUUAUGAAAGUUGCCUUUGGAGAGAAGAAGAGGUGGAAAGGCUGAGGGAGCUUUCUUCCUAUUGUACGUUCUUCUGCACUGGUUCAAUUUUUUUUUUUUUUUUUUUUUUUUACCAUGUCUUCAAUUUAAAGACAGUCUCCAUGCAGAGCGAGGUCACAUCCUCCAAGCCCCGGCUUAAUCUAGACUUGACUCACAGAACCGCACAAACACUACGGAAGCUGCUUUGAUGACUGUGGGCACCGUCACCUCCAGUCCUUUGCCCAGGCUGCGCCCUCUGCCAAAUGCCUGCUCCUUCAGGUCUGCCAGAUAGACCAUUCCCCAAAACUCAAUCAGCGUUCUCAGCUGGGAGGUGCUUCCUUAAUGCCAGCCCUCCCAGACCAGGGUAGGCAUCACCCCCCACCCCCACUUCUAUGUCCCCCAUCAUCACCGUUGCUAGGUGUCUGAAUAGAAAUCCACCACCAAAUGUAACCUGAGAGCGACGCCCUCAAGGGAAGGCCUCAAGUCUCCUGUGUCUCCUCAUGCUCAUAUGGUCGGCUGAAUAAAGGUCCCCAAAGACACCAGGCCCUGCUCCCUGGAAUCCGAAAUCCGAAAAGAAAAAGGGUCUUUGCAGACGUGAUUAAGGAUCUUUACACAGGGAGACAAUCCUGCAUUAUCUGGGUGGGCCCUAAAUCCAGUCACAAGUGUCUGAGAAGAGGGAGAUUACAGACACACACACGCACACACACACGAACACAAAAGCGCACGAACACACAGGCACACAGGCACACAGGCACACACAUGCACACGCACACACGCACGAACACACAGGCACACACGCACGCACACACACAUGCACACACACGCACACAAGAAAGUCAUGUGAAGAUGGAGGCAGAGAUGGCGUCUACAGACCAAGGAAUGACCAUGACCACCAGCAGCCACCGGAAGAGGGACUGGCAAGGAAGGAACCUCUGGAGCAGGGCUGAGGCUCUGCUGACCCCUUAAUUGCAGUCCAGUGAAACUGAUGCUGGGCUUCUGGCCCCAGAACUGUGAGAAAUUCAUUUCUGUUGGUUCAACCACCCCUCCCACCCCAGUUUGUGGUCAUUUGUUACGGCGGCCCCUGGAAACUUGGUAUCUGUCACUCUGCCAGGCACAUUCUGUAAAUGAAUGCCACCCCACGCCCAAGACCCCACAGUGGCCUCCACAGUGGCCUCCUCCCUGGCCUCAUUGCCUCCAAAUCCAUCCAUUCUCCAAACUGCAGCCCCCAAGAGGCUUUAUGAAAGACAGCUGUGGAUUCAGUUGCCUUUGUUCUCCAAGCCCCCAGGGGCUUCCCAGCACACUUGGGACCAAGUCCCAGCUCCCGACUCAACCUCCAAGGCCUGUGCCAACCGGGUACAGGUUACUGCUUCAAUUUAAUAAUUUAGAUAUAGGAUACAUUGGCCUCAUCUCAUCACCCCUGACUCUCCUUGUCCUUAUAUGCCAGCAAACUGCCUGCCUCCUCCUCACACCUUCCAAGCACAUUCCUCUCUUCAAACCAUUUCCUCCAACUGCAUUUGUCUCAUCCAGCAGAGCAGAGGGGGCAACCAGAGUGGACUCUGCAGUUCACGGGUUCAAAUCCCAGCUCUGGGGGCUUAAAUUCUCUCUGCCACUCACUUGCUGUAUGACCUUGGGCAAGCGUCAGUUUCUCCCUAUAGAACCUCCCUCCUGGGUCAUCCUGUGUCUACACCCAGGGCAGUGCCUACACCCAGGAUGGAGUCUACACCCAGAUGGCGUCUACACCCAGGGCAGUGCCUACACCCAGGAUGGCACCUACACCCAGGAUGGACUUUACACCCAGGAUGGCGCCAACACCCACGAUGGCACCUACCCCCAGGAUGGCGCGUACACUCAGGAUGGAGUCUACACCCAGAUGGCGUCUACGCCCAGAGCAGUGCCUCCAUCCAGGAUGGCGUCUAGCACAGUGCCACGAUCAUCAUUCGCACGUGCUGUUCCUCCGCAUGGAGGGCUCCCCACCCUCUUCUAUUGGCCAAAUCAUCCUUCAGUCCUCAGCUUAAAUGCCUCCCUCGGGAAGCUUUCCUGGACUAGUCGGGAUGUGUCUAGUACAGUUCUUCUUUUUUAGUACAGUUCUUCACCAUCCCACACUGAGGGCAGAGGCUGUGUCUUUCUCUGCCUGGCUGGGGGCGUGCACUGUCCUUCCUGCGUCCCUAAGUAGGUAGCUGCAAACUGCACGUGCUGCCGCCAAUGCCCUGCAGGGGGCACCAGGUCUCCAGGAACGGGUCCUGUUUGGGUGCCCCUGGGAACCAGUGGCAUCACCAAGGCAGAGGUGUUCAGUUGCUCCCCGGGAGCCUCAGGGCCUGAGACUGAGGGCAUGAGGGGCAGAAAGCAGGAAUGACCUUUGCAGCUAAAUUCAUGAAAAGUGAAAAUGAGCACUAAGCUGGCAUUCGAUGGAUAUGGAGACGAGGGCUUACGGAGGGACAGGAAAUUGGAUUUGUUCUCACCUGUGUCCCUGGAUCCUAGAACAGCAUGUGGCACACAGCAGAGACUCAGUAAAUAUUCUUUGGGUGGAAUGAAAGCUGUGAUGAAGAUGAGGAUGAUGGUGGUUUCCUGGGCACCCUUCUAAGUGCUUAACACACAUUCACUGGCUGUUCUGCAUCGUUAGGUUAGACACUCAGCAGAUGCAGAGGAAACCUAAGGGACUCCAGUCCAGCUGAGGCUCCAGAUACACAACGAGAAACCCACAAGCAACAGUGAAGUGUGGGAUUUGAUAACCUCGUCAUUUCUGGAUAAGACCAGCGCAAACAACUCACAGAGCUGCUAACAGGAGGAGACGUGCGGAAACAGCCACCCCGCAUGUGCAAGAGCACUGCCCUCAGAGGAUCACCUAAAGUCGCCUCCAGCCCUCCCCGGAAGGCACCACUGCUGUCCCCAUUGCACAGGUGAA
Messenger RNA from Callithrix jacchus (white-tufted-ear marmoset), 4399 nucleotides. The record is from RefSeq and is a predicted model, not a curated record. Lineage: Eukaryota; Metazoa; Chordata; Mammalia; Primates; Cebidae.